Molecule: messenger RNA, 7747 nt
Organism: Platichthys flesus (European flounder)
Lineage: Eukaryota; Metazoa; Chordata; Actinopteri; Pleuronectiformes; Pleuronectidae
Gene: dapk1
Product: death-associated protein kinase 1
Exons: 27
Coding region: 675-5018 (1447 amino acids)
Biological process (GO): intracellular signal transduction; protein phosphorylation; positive regulation of apoptotic process
Cellular component (GO): cytoplasm; nucleus
Molecular function (GO): protein binding; protein serine/threonine kinase activity; ATP binding
Source: RefSeq, a predicted model, not a curated record
GUCGGUGAGCCCGGAGCCCGGGUCCCGUCUCCCGCUGCAACACCCGCCUGAGCCCCUGGGCUGAACCGGACCCCGACACCGGACCGCGGGACCCCGUCACCGGACCACCGUAAGAGCCUCCGCCCGGUUGUUCACCUAACGAGUCGGAGUUCUUUCACCACCGGAGGAGACGCGCGGUGGCAGCUCGCGUCCCCUCGGACUGCGUGUGGUCACAUAGGAGGCUAGUGGUUUACCCGGGUUAACAACAGCGGCGUGUCCCGGUUCCUCCCGGGUUGUUAGUGACAAAAAGGAGACGUUGACGUGACUUUUACCGGAGAGGGGGGGCAGGCUGCUCCGGGAGCACCGGGAGGCGGAGGAAGAGGCGAAGGUGUUUGGUGUGAAGUGACGCCUGGAGGAAGAGGAGGCACCGGGAGGAAGAGGAGAGCAGGCACCGGGAGGAAGAGCAGUCACCGGGAGGAAGAGGAGAGCAGGCACCGGGAGUCGUGACGUCGCCCCGGAGGUGCAGUCACAUUCGAGGUCCUUUCCGCUUGGUCUCCACACCCCCCACGCCGGCCAUGAUGAGGGGCACUGUCGGCUGUAACCCUGCCCGGACCGGGGGCUCCUGGUAGGGAUGGUGCCGCUGUGAAGAGCCGGUGCGCCGUGUGGUUCUCCGCGGAGGGAAGCGCCUGGACACCAUGACUGUUUUCAACCAGGAAAAUGUUGAGGAAUUUUACGAAAUCGGAGACGAGCUGGGCAGUGGCCAGUUUGCCGUGGUCAGAAGAUGUCGGCACAGGAACACGGGCGUGGAGUUCGCCGGCAAAUUCAUCAAGAAGCGGCGCAGCAAAUCCAGUCGACGGGGGGUGACGAGGGAGGACAUCGAGCGCGAGGUGAACAUCCUGAAGGAGAUCCAGCACCCGAACAUCAUCACGCUGCACGAGGUCUUCGAGAACAAGGCGGAGGUCAUCCUCAUCCUGGAGCUCGUGGCGGGCGGUGAGCUGUUUGACUUUCUCGCAGAGAAGGAGUCGCUGAGCGAGGAGGAAGCCACUCAGUUCCUCAAGCAGAUCCUGGAAGGAGUCCUCUAUCUGCACUCCAAGCAAAUCGCCCACUUUGACCUGAAGCCGGAGAACAUCAUGCUGCUGAACCGCUCGGUGCCUCACCCGCGCAUCAAGGUCAUCGACUUCGGUCUGGCCCACAAGAUCGACCUUGGCAAUGAUUUCAAAAACAUCUUUGGAACUCCAGAAUUUGUAGCACCAGAGGUAGUGAACUAUGAACCCCUGGGCCUGGAGGCAGACAUGUGGAGCGUUGGCGUGAUAACCUACAUCCUUUUGAGCGGUGCGUCUCCUUUCCUGGGCGACAACAAGCAGGAGACGCUGGCCAACGUGUCGGCCGUGGACUACGCCUUCGAGGAGGAGUUCUUCAGCAACACCAGCGCCCUGGCCAAAGACUUCAUAGCAAAGCUCCUCGUCAAAGAUCCCAAAAGGAGAAUGAGCAUUCAGGACAGUUUCCUGCACCCCUGGAUCAAGCCAAAAGAUACUCUGCAAGCUCUGAGCAGGAAGGAGUCGGCUGUCAACAUGGAAAAGUUCAAGAAGUUCGCGGCUCGAAGAAAAUGGAAACAAUCCGUCCGACUCAUCUCCUUGUGCAACCGUCUGUCCCGCUCCUUCCUGUCCCGGAGCAACAUGAGUGUGGCGCGCAGUGAGGACACGCUGGAUGAGGAGGACUCCUUCGUGAUGAAGGCCAUCAUCCAUGCCAUAAACGACGACAAUGUGCCGGGUCUGCAGCAUCUGCUCGGCUCUCUGAACAGUUAUGACAUCAACCAGCCCAACAAGCACGGGACCCCUCCCCUCCUGAUCGCCGCUGGCUGUGGCAACAUUCAGAUCAUCGAGGUGCUGAUGAGGAAAGGUGCAGAGAUCCAGGCCCACGACAAGAGCGGAGCCAACGCCAUCUACUACGCAGCGAGACACGGCCACGUCGAGACCCUGAGAUUCCUUCAUGAGAAGAAAUGCCCCCUGGAUGUCCAAGAUAAGUCUGGAGAGACGGCUCUUCAUGUGGCGGCCCGCUACGGCAACGUGGACGUGGUGAACUACCUGUGCAGCAUCCGGGCCAACCCGGACCUGUCUGACCGGGAGCAGGAGACCCCGCUGCACUGCGCUGCCUGGCACGGGUACUCGACAGUCGCCCGGGCGCUCUGCCAGACGGGCUGCCACGUGGACGCAAAGAACCGGGAGGGCGAGAGUCCGCUGCUCACGGCGUCCGCUCGGGGCUUCGCGGACAUCGUGGAGUGCCUGGUGGAGCACGGGGCCGAUCUACAAGCAACUGACAAGGACGGCCACACCGCCCUCCACCUGGCCGUCCGGAGGUGUCAGGUGGAGGUGGUCCGCCGCCUCCUCCGGCACCACUGCCCCCUGGACCAGCAGGAUCGCCAUGGCAACACGCCGCUGCACAUCGCCUGCAAGGACGGAAACCUGCCCGUCGUCAUGGCGAUCUGCGGCGCCAAGGCGAACCUCGACCUCGCCAACAAGUCCGGCCGGACGCCGCUCCACCUGGCGGCUAACAACGGCGGCCUCGAGGUCGUGCGUCACCUCUGCCUCUCCGGAGCCAACAUCGACGCCGUCACCAACGAUGGAAAGACAGCGGAGGACUUGGCUUCUACCGAUCAACAUGAACACAUCAUUUCUUUGUUGGGGAAGCUGAAAAAGGACAACCACAAGCUGAGCUACAUCCAGCAGCUGCGGCCCACGCAGACCGUGCAGCCCAGGAUCAAGCUGAAGCUGUUCGGACACUCCGGAGCCGGGAAGAGCUCCCUGCUGGAGUCUCUGAAGUGUGGCAUCCUGCGCAGCUUCUUCAGGAGGAGGAGGACGACGCGCAUGACCAACACGACCCGGCACCCCAACUCCCCCAUCAACUCCAAACCUGCCGUGUCGCUGAGUAUUUCCAACUUGUACCCGGGCUGUGAGAAUGUGAGCGUGCGGAGUCGCAGCAUGAUGUUUGAGCCCAGUCUCACCAAAGGCGUCCUGGAGGUCUUCUCCCCCGUCACCAGCGCCCUGUCCACCGCCGACGACCAGGCCACGAAGGCCAUCGACAUCCAGCACGCCAACAUCCACGGUGUGGGGGAUUUCAGCGUGUGGGAGUUUUCGGGGAACCCGGUGUAUUACUGCUCCUACGACUACUUUGCCGCCAACGACGUCACGGCGAUCCACUUGGUCCUGUUCAGCCUGGAGGAGCCGUACGAGACUCAGCUGAGCCACAUCACCUACUGGCUGAACCUGCUGAAGGCGCUCACGCUGCCCCAGGACAACAUCGCUUUCGGGGGUCGGAUCCCGCAGCCGCUCACGGUCGUCCUGGUGGCCACGCACGCCGACCUCGCCGACGUCCCCAGAGCGUUUUCUGGAGACUUCAGCUACGACAAGGAGCGAGCUCUGCUGAAGGAAGUCCGGAACAGAUUUGGGAACGACAUGCAGUUCAGUGACAAGUUGUUUGUGAUGGAUUCUGGAGCCUCAAACUCCAGAGACAUAAAGCUGCUGAGGAGUCACUUACAGGAGCUGCGCACCAACAUCAUAUCGACGUGCAGUCCCAUGACGCUGCUGUCGGAGCGCCUGCUGACCACGCUGCCGUCCUGGAGGAAGCUGAGUGGACCCAACCAGCUGACGUCGUGGCAGCAGUUUGUCAGCGACGUCCAGGAGCACAUCAACCCUCUGGUCAGCCAGGAUCACCUGCGCACACUGGCCCUGCAGCUUCACAGCAUGGGAGAGAUCAACAUCAUGCAGAGUGAGACGGUGCAGGACGUGGUUCUGCUGGAGCCUCGCUGGCUCUGCAGCACUGUCCUCGGCAAGCUGCUCUCCGUGGAGACGCCCAAGGCCAUCCACCACUACAGGGGGCGCUACAGGCUGGAGGAGGUGCAGGCUCUGGCCCCUGAAAGUGACGUGGACGAGCUGCUGCAGAUUCUGGACGCCAUGGAUGUCUGCGCCCGUGACGCCACCAACCCCUCCAUGGUGGACGUUCCUGCCCUCAUCAAGACAAACGGCCUCCACCGCUCCUGGACCGAAGAGGAGGAAGAGGAGUCCCUGCUCUACGGCGGCGUGCGCCUCGUCCCCGCCGAGCACCUCACGCCCUUCCCCUGUGGCCUGUUUCACAAACUGCAGGUCAACCUGUGUCGCUGGAGCCACCAGCAGAAGCCAGAGGAGGAGGGCAUGGAGGACAUCGCCGGAGACAUUCAUCUGUGGUCCAACGGGGCCAAGGUCAGCCAGGGGUCGGUGGAGGCCAUGGUUCUGCUGGUCAACCACGGGCAGGGUCUGGAGAUCCAGGUGCGUGGACACGACUCCGAGCGGGCCAAGUGCUACACCCUGCUGGACACCAUCUGCAGCAUCACAGAGAACCUGCUGGCCUCCACGCUGCCGGGCCUGCUCACCGCCAAAUACUACCUGAGUCCCCAGCAGCUGCGGGAGCACCACGCCCCCAUCAUGGUCUACCAACCCAAAGACUUCUUCCGGGCUCAGGUCCAGCGGGAAAACUCUCUCACCAACACGAUGGGAGGCUACCGGGAGAGCUUCAGCAGCAUACUGGUGUUCGGCUGUGCUGAGGUUUACCAGCAGGGGACCCUGGGAACAGACAUCCACAUAUCAGACGUCCCCCUGCUGGCUCGCAGGAAGCUGUGCCGCAUGCUGGACCCUCCGGACGCGCUGGGCAAAGACUGGUGCCUGCUCGCCAUGAACCUGGGCCUCACCGACCUGGUGGCCAAACACAGCAGCGGGACUCCAAACGGCACCCCCGAGCUGGAGCCCGACUCCCAGCAGGCCGAGCUGCAGCCCAGCCCGACGGCGGCGCUGCUGCAGGAGUGGAGCGGGCGAGAGGACAGCACGGUGGGCGUGCUGAUGGCCAAGCUGCGGGAGCUGGGCCGUCGGGACGCCGCCGACUUCCUGCUCAAAGCUUCUCCCGUCUUCAGGGUCAACAUGGAGGCAGUGGGUGGAGCCCUCAACGGCUACCCCCCCACCUGCAACGGAGGCAUGUCGUACAACUCCAUCAGCUCCGUCGUGUCCCGCUGAACUGAUCAGGGUUCGACUCUGUCCUCGCCAGACGAGACGGUUUGUCCUCUGAGACUUUUCCCCCUGAACACACUCCUGUGUGUGUGUGUGUGUGUGUGUGUGUGUGUGUGUGCGUACGGUGUGUGUGUGCGUGUGUGAAAAUAAACAAGUGCAAUCGUUACCCGAGGGGAGCAGCUCGCUCUUCAAUCACUCCCAUCACGUCGGGGCCAGAUGUUGUGUUUGUGCUCUCCACAUCUGUACAGCCCGACUCUCCUUCCACUAUGAAUGUUGUGAAAAGCUGAACAUCCUGAGCUCCAAAGAGGAACCUGUGCUUUUAUUCUGUUCUUAUUCUCGUCGUGCUGCUUUUUAAAAUCCCUCCUCCUCCUCCUCCUCUCUCUCUCUCUCUCUCUCCUCACAGCGAAGGUUCAAAUCUCAUAACAUCCCUGUAACAGACAGGAAAAGAUGGCGGUCUCAUGUUCGGACCUUUCUCUCAUGUUCAGGACUUUAUGAAAUCAGUGUAGACUCGGAGGCUGUGGUCCUUCCUCCCUCGAGGCUUCACCUCACUCCUGUUUAAUACGUGAACAUCAUUCUGCCUCUGUGGCCUUCUACCUCCCUAAAGAGCACAAAGUCGUCCCAGCAGUGGUUCUGUCCAAACAUUGGAACAGCUGUGCCUUGUUGACACUGAUCGAAAAGCUUGUCUCAUUUUACCAAGUUCUGAAAUUUGAAUUUCCCAAACGCGACUGAAAUGGGAUCCUCGUUUCUGCCGAGUUCUGUUCGCUGACUUUAAUGUUGUCGAGUCGUCGGGAGAUGUUUGAUCUCAGAUUGAAUUCAGUUGUUGAUGUGACGCUGUGAGUCGAAGGGAAACUGGUGUGUUGUUGGGUUUUUACAGCCCUGCGCAUUUCUCUAAGUAUUAUCCAUCCAUCCAUCCAACAGCUAAACUCUAAUGUUCUGGAUUCAUUUGAAAACGUUUAAUCUCACAGGGUUUGGUUGAAGGAUUCCUGGAAAGACAAUGACAGGAACAGAAAGUGUCUAACACUGUUUUAGUCUGAGCAGUUUAUUACUGAAUUUGUUUGAAGGUAAUUUGCUCCAGUGAAACAAACUUCUGUGAAACCAAAGCUCCGCACCGAGGAAUAGAAGAAAGUUGGGUUCAAGUUUUUAUCACUUAAGAGACGAGUUUCAUUUCUGGUCUUGGUCACAACUUUCUUAUCUCUCAGACUCGACUUCAGUUUUCCUGUCGACAGGUUUUGAUAAAAUAAAACAUUUAUCUGAUUUCAGUCGAGAGGUUUUAAUUUCCACAGAUUCAAUUUGAGCUUGAACACUUUAAAACUCUUUGUAGUGAUUGAACACGUCCACAUUAUCCAGGAAUCGUUAUCAUAAUUACUCAGCUGUGACUCUUAAGAAACUACGGGACCUAUAAGUGAAAGUGUGUCUCUGCUGUUCAGCCUCACACAAAGGGAACUGGAGCCAUGUUUUUCCUUCAACCACUGAAAACUGGAUCUGUUCAGCUUCAGGCUCCAACUCAAAACGGAAGUAAACAACCCGAAGAGGGGACAUUUUGUAAUUUGGUCGAUUUCUAAACUUUUGUACCGAGCAAAAAGCAACAAGUUUUCUACACGUGUGACCGGUGCACGGACGCCAUGAGUCACAGAGUCCGAGUCCCCGACGCCGCUUGUGUCCGAGCGUCAGUGACUCGGUCGGUUUCACUCGGCUUCACGUUUUCUUUCACUUCUCGUGACACAAAGCUGCAGCUCAGCGAAAUCAUGGAAUAUAAACAAAGCUGAAUUAAAAAAAGGCUGCAGAUGAUAGAAAAAACCUGUUCUCCCUGUGGAAGCUGGUGUUUUAUAAUGUUUGUGUGAACGAACCUGGACCAGAAGAAAUGCUCUAAAAAGAGUUUCAUUCUCAUAACGUUGGUGUAAAGAACCUUUUUCUGGACGCUGUGUCCCAGUCUGGUAGAAAACCAGUGGCUCUGUGCAGUAUUUCCUGUUUCUGUGUCUUUUCUUCCUCCAGCGUCUCCGUCUGCUCAGAGAUGAGACUCUACAGACGAUUUCCAAUCCUCUCUCACUCUGUCUGUCUCAGCUUGAACUCGCCAAUCGAAGCAGCUUAACCUCGGGCUGUGGUGUAAAUACUCGAGUGUCCUUCUCUUCAUCCUCUCGUUUGUUAUUUCACCUCCUUCAGCUUCGUCGAUUACAACGAGGCUAAAUGAAUGUACGACACAUUUCUCCUAGAAACGAUAGAACUCCUGCUUAUGUAUAAAAAAAACAUGACGAAGUGAAAUGUCCCAAACUGCUCGUGAACAUUGUUUUAUUUUGUUCUUGUUUUACUGAAGUUGCCAACGUGGUGUGCCUGAACAACACACUUCUUCAUUCCUCUGUUGCUGCCUUGUAAACGCCGAGAGGUGAUGUUCGAGAAAGGGAAGUGAACGUGAAGUUUCUCCUCCCAGGACAAAAAGAGAGGCUCUCUGUGGUGAGAGCUGAGAAUCACCUCCAUGUCGUCACUUUGGUUUUUUUUCCACAUGGUUCCGGCUGCGAGUGCAACUGGAACAAAGAGGUUUUAUGAAAACACGCGGUUCUGCGAGUUCCUGUCGAACGAGGAAACUGGACUGAAUGACGCUCGGUCCAAUCGCCACAUUGCACAAGUCGUGUUGUCGCUAUUUAUGUUACGUUCUUUAAGCAUGUCUUGGAAUGCCAUGUUCUUAGUACUUCUGACACUUUAUAGUGUAAUACAUUUUAUAAUAAAUUCUUUACCUAAUA